This is a messenger RNA of Symbiodinium pilosum, 1560 nucleotides long. The record is from the annotation of a GenBank genome assembly. Lineage: Eukaryota; Dinophyceae; Suessiales; Symbiodiniaceae.
AUGGAGUGGCUGGAUCGACAAACUGUUGAUGAUGCGCUGAGCGGUCGGUCAAAGAGGUCGAUUGAAGCGCAUGAGAGAGCAAUGGCAGCUGCCAAGUUGUUGGGGUGCGUGGAUUGCCUCGACGCCUUUUCGACACAGAGUCCUCGGUCGCGCAAGUAUGCCUUAGCAAAUGAUAUGUGGCUGGAUCGCCCCGAUCCGUUGCUUUGGCAGGCAAAUCUUACACAUGAGUUGCGUUUGGGUCUGGCGAAGAUGGUGGCAACCAAGGUGGCGCUUCGCGCUGGGGAGCCUCGGAGCAGCAGCCCUACGUUUUAUCAGUCUGGAUAUAUUGGGUCUUCGGUUGUCUUUCACAACGGCGAUGCGCGGCACGCGGUCGAGAAACUGCCGCCGCAGCAGCUGAACGAUGCACUGGCUGCGUCUUUCUGCGUCAACUUGCCGGGCGAAGCUUCUGUGGAGUCCUGUCGCGCUGUGGUCAGUCAAGCGGCGUCCUUGCAGUUGCAUCGCGAACAAUUCCUUGCUCAGGCGGAUAAGCUGAGGCGAACUAAUCCUGUGUACGAGAUGGGCGUGAGGCAGAUCGACGAAGAGGGGGUGAAGUCGCCCGCGCCGCCUCCUGUUCUGGACUGCGCGCUGCCGGCGGUGGUGGGAGAGGAGGGUCCAGGCAGGAUCGCGAGCACGGGUCCGGAAACUGCCACAGAGGGGCAGCAAGCCGCAAAGGUUGAUGUAAACGAUGCCCGCGGCGUUGAUCAGGCUUGUAUCUUUGCUAUGCAGCCGCAUGCGCAGAACGCCAAGCAACACGAAGUGUCUGCUUGCGCGGCUCAAAUGAUGGAGAAGUUGCGGGAGUUCAAGCAGGCAGGUGAACGGUCUGUGGCAAAGGAGAUGGAGGCUAUGAUAGACGGCAAGUGUACACUGUUAGAUGAGCGUGGUAGAGACGUCGGAUCUUGCAGAUAUGUCAGGAGAUUCAUGGGUCUUGCAGGAAGCUUUCGGCUGACGAUCGACGUCGCGCGCUGGAGCGAGAGGCGAGAGUUGGCGGAUUCUGUGAUAGGCAGGUUGGCGUUCGAAGACCAGGAGGCUGACGUGAACUCUCAGCUCGACGCGGGAUGCGAAGAGCUGAAGCUGAACCGGAAGGAGCCGGAGUCUGCUUUGGAUUGCAAAGAGCUGAGGUCGGUCCGGGGCGGCGGUCGCACCAUUCGGCAUCUGUAUGUGGCGCGCGGAAAGAAGGCUUUGAGUCUGUGGGGUUGGAGAAUCUGGACCAUGGCAAAACCUCGUCUUUGGCGCUACAGAGAUGCUGGCAAUCUUUAUGAGCGAGAGACUGCGUCGACGACCGCAGAGUGGGCUGCUGCACUUCUGCAGUCCACGGCACUUCAUAUGAUGGCCACCGUCUCUCGCUUGAUGGAUCAGCGAGCAGCUGGUUAUCAUGUCUCGAGGAACGGGGGCAUGGGAUACGCCAAGAAGUUGGAAAAGUUGACCGCGGAAGAUAUGGCUGCUGCUGCCAGGAUCCUGCCCGAGAAUGCCGGCUUGGAAUCUUUAACUUUAAAUGAUAGCACGGUUCCUGGGGCGGCGUGA